Knipowitschia caucasica is the source of this 1644-nucleotide messenger RNA. Lineage: Eukaryota; Metazoa; Chordata; Actinopteri; Gobiiformes; Gobiidae. The record is from the annotation of a GenBank genome assembly.
AUGUCUGUUCCACCUGAAGUGGCUAACAGACGUGAUGUGAAGCAGAGGAGCUGGAGCAGCGUGGCCUCUCCUGCUCAGCCUGCAGGGCACAUGGUGGAGCAGGUGGAGGUCUUGGCCCAGUCCACAACAAUCGGUCGUUUCUCUGUUGUGAGCACAGAGGACGAGCUGACACAAAGGACGCGCUGCAGUCGCUACUCCGCUCCACCAGACUUCUACCUGGACUCUUUGCCUCAACCAGCCUCCAGCUCUGUUCCAGUGGACAUCACAGUUCAUGCCCGGUUUAUGUCCUCUGACUCUGGGGCAGAGAGCAGCCCUGCAAAACUACCCACCUCCACCCCGUCCCGACACAGUCACUCUGAGCGAAGAGGAAGUGACCUCAUGAAGAGGGCGGUGGCCUUCCUCCGUCGCUCAGGACGUAGCAGUAGUGUUCAGAGCUCGGACUCUCCAGCGCGUCACGGAGAGGCGCACGGUUCUGCAUGUGGCAGCAGCGACAACGAUUCUGAGACGGAGGACUCUGACAUAAAAAAAGAGUUACAGAGGCUCAGAGAGAAACAUCUACGUGAGAUCUCUGAGUUACAAGCCCACCAAAGAGAUGAAGUAGAACUGUUGUAUCGCCGUCUUGGUAAAGCACCACCACCAGGCUUGGGACUUUCCCAUACAGCACCACCUGCAGGUCGUAGAAAGAGAUCCACCAAACACCGGCUCAAGGCGAGCAAACUCCUCAGCCCUUUGGUUCAACAGUUCAGAAAUGUCACAACACGGACCAAUGAAUCCAGCAAGACCACGGCUACAGCUGGAACAGGGGAGACUGUGGUGAGUUUGAAUGGCUCUCCUGCAAAAGGGCCUUUCCCCAGUCAGGGCAGGCCGCGCUCUUGCACCAGCCACCUGCCCAUCUCCACAGCUGAGCCAGUGCAAACACAGCAGCCCUGCUCACUCAAGGGCUCCUUCUCCUCUGACAACAUUUACUCUGGUCCUCACAGAGACAGCAGCACUGUUCCACCAGCACAAGGGACAACAUUGAAGAGAUUAUGUUUGGGCAAAGACCGUGGAACCAGGUCGGGUGCAGGACCUGGGGCAUUCAGUCAGCCUCAUCAGCCCCCAUCAGGCACCACCCCCCCGCCUCAUCAGCCCAUCAUAGGCCUGGCUCAGGCCAACAACAGCAACAACAAGAGGCGCUCCUACAGCGUCACGGAGCAUGUCCUUUGUGACGACUUGCAGCGGCUCAUGGAAGACUGGGCCCAGGAGGUGCUCAUCGUGACCCAUCGGCCUCGAACCAACUCUCUGAGCAUCAGUGGGCAGCAUCUCAGUGAAGAGCAGCAGCAGCAGCAGCAGCACACUAAUGUUUCCAGUGUGUGGCCAGUGGUGGAUCAGAACCCCUACAGUCUUCCUUUAUCUGAAGCUUCGGGAUGUGCCCCGGUGAACCAUGUCCCCCCAGGACAGUGGGCCUGCUUCCCCCUGUCUGUGUCUCCGCUCCAAGCUUUGCCCUCUGAGCUCUCCAUCAGCCAGGGACCAGCGCUUCCCUACCCACAACCUUCAGGAGCAUUCUUUGCCUCUCGCCCUGUCCCAUCUGCUCUGGAUGCCCUCCCCAGCCCAGCUACUCCUCCAUCACAUCAGCCUCCACCUCAUGACCUUAGGACUCAGUGA